AGGACACACAUUGAGGAAAGCACCGAAUUGAGUCACAUGGCCACAGGAAAAGUGGAAGACCAAAGAACACAUUACGCUUAGAAAUGGAGACAGACCUGUGAAGAAUGAAUAACAAUUGGAUAGCACUAGAAAGGAAGGUCCAGGACAGUGGGUUGGAGAAUGCCGGUCGGCGACUUAUGCUCCAGUGUGAGUAACAGGCGUAAGCUAGUAAGUGAUUUUUGCGUUGGUGUUGAUUUGAUCGAAAAAGCCUAUGCGCCAGAUGUUGGUACUCGAAGUUCAUUUGCAGCUAUAUUGAUUUCAAGAAAUGGACUAUAUAAUAAAAAAAUGCAUCUAUUUCUACAUGGUUUUUUAUUGAAUCGAACUGAGCUCUACAAUGAGACAAAUGAGAAAUUGAAAUUAUCAUUGAAUUAUACUUCAACUGUUGCUAGAAAUGGUCGAAUGAUCCUUUUACUUGUUGAUGCAUUGGGUUAUGCACUUAUACAAGACAAUAAUGAAAAUAACCAAUUAUUACAUGGUCAUAUUUCAUCACAUUCCCAAAAUCGAUAUCAUCCACUACUUGAUAGUUUAUCUAAAGCGGUAUUUAUUGGGAAGUUUAUCGCAGACCCGCCGACAACCACGUUACAACGUUUAAAAGCUCUAAUGACAGGGAGUAUGCCAACAUUUAUAGAUGCAGGUUCAAAUUUUGGCGGAAGUAAAGUAAUGGAAGAUAAUUUACUAAAACAGUGGAAUAAAGCUGGAAAACAAAUUCGAUUUGUUGGCGAUGAAACUUGGAUUGAUCUGUUUCCUGAUAGUUUCAGUCAUUAUAAAGCUUAUUCAUCGUUCAAUGUGAAGGAUUUGGAUACAGUUGAUCGAGGUGUUGAAAACUACUUUCUCUAUGCCCUUAACGGUACUGCGUGGGAUUGGGAUAAUGGAGUUGUUGACAGUCAAACACCACAGACUGAUUGGGAUAUUCUUAUUGGACAUAUGCUGGGGAUAGAUCACUGUGGUCACACAUAUGGACCUGCACAUCCAGAGAUGGCGCGAAAGCUAAAUGAACUAAACAGUUUUAUAAAACGUAUUGUUUCUAAACUUCAAUCUUCCGAUAUUCUAUUUAUUUUGGGUGACCAUGGAAUGACACGAUCAGGUGAUCAUGGUGGAGAUAGUGAUGCAGAACUGGAAGCUGCUUUCAUCGUUUUUACUGCUGAUCAGAGUACACUUGUGAUAAAAGAUGAUUCAGAGAACCAAACUAAUAGACGAUUAUAUCAAAUAGAUCUUGUCCCAACUUUAUCACUUCUAACUAAUGUUCCAAUACCCUAUUCGAAUUUGGGCAUACUAUAUGGCCAUCUGCUAGGAUAUGGUGCUGACCUUCACCAGGGUAUGGUAUUAAAUUUUAUACAGAUGUUCACUUAUACUGGAAAUUAUUUUUAUAAUAUAAGUAAAUUACCAUUAUCUCCUAUACUUAUGUCUUAUAUGAAUCGUAUUAUAUUCAAUUCAACUUAUGAUUGGAUAGAACAAUUCAAUGAUAUACAAUUAAUAAAUAUACUUAAAGAAUUACAAUUCAUAUUUCGUAUACAUUGGACUCAAUUCAAUGAUUCAUUGAUAUUCUUUGGUAUCCUUUUAACAUGUUACAGUUUGAUUACUCUUUUAUUAUUGAUUGAAAAGAUUUCCAAUACUCCAAUGAUACAUAUCCAUAAUGGUUUCUUAUUGUUUACAUGUAUUUUAUUGUUUUUUUCAUGUAUAAAUAUAUACUACUUAAAUCUGUUAUUAUUCAUCCUAGUCUCAUAUGUUAUCAUUAAACAUUAUAAGUUUUCAAAGUUGAUAUUCACUGGUAACUUUAUCGGUUUUUUGUUACUAUUCUUAUUGUCUUUAAGUUAUUUAUCAAAUAGUAUGAUUAUCUAUGAAUUUCAUAUCACUUUCUAUUUCAUUCAAAGUUUAAUUGUUAUAUCUCUCAUUUGUUCAUUCAUUCAUAUCGUGGAUCAUACUGAUAUUAUGACAUGGUAUAACUUUAAAUUUUUACGAAGAUUUUGGUCUUUUCCUUGUCUUCCAUUUAUGAUGAUACUUUAUCUAGGUAUAUUGUUAUUGUUUCGUUUAUUGAUUAGACAUUUUCUAAUUUGUCGUGAAGAAUUAAACCAUAGUUCUAUAUGUCGAUCUAUACUUGAUCCAUGGAUUAGUAAAUCUUUGAAUAAAUUAAAUCCUAUUUAUGAAUUUCAUCCAAUUAGUUGGAUACGUGUAACGUUUGCUUGUUUCAUGUUAAUCAUUUGUUUACGUAUGUAUUGGCGGUUGUUGUUUGAAUAUCUAAAUAUAUAUAUUGGUGUUAAUCAAUCGAAUAAAGUUGCUUGGAGGAAAUUAUGUUUAUUUAUAUUAAUUGGUAGUUUAUUGUCUUUAUUAUGGAUGGUGGAUUCUGCGGAAUCAACGAAUUGGAUUGGAUUCAUUCCAAAACAUAAAUUGCAUACAGUUCGGAUUUGGAUUGCUCGUAUUUUCUUGAUGACUAUAUUCUACAUAUUUUUUCAACUUUUGAAAUCUCCAUUUCAACUUAUUCAACAGAUAAAUUUUAUAAAAUCUAUGCAGUCAAAUGAUUGUAAUCAAUCCAUUCAAAGAAGUGUUCUCUAUUUGUACACUUUAUGGACAAUGACCUGUUUAACAGUUUUACCAUUACUUUCUCUACUUGUUUUCCUAAAUGAAUUCCAUAUAAUUUGGUUAGUUUUCAUGAUUAUAUUCGUUCAAAUACGUAUACAUGCAACUACUGUAAAAUGUAAUCAUUUGGAUAAAUGUAUUAAAAAUUCACUACAGCUUCAUGUACCUCAGAACAGCAUCUCGUGGAUUAUUGCAAUAUUUCUUUGCUUGUUAGAUAACUUAUCUUUUUUUAUAACUGGUCAUCAACCAACAUUAUCUGGAAUUCCAUGGGAUGCUGCUUAUGCUGCAUAUGAAGGUGAUCAUAAUACACGAUGUAAAAGUGUGUUAACUUUAGGUUGUAUGCUAAGUACUGGUUUAUUACGUCGUCAUUUAAUGGUAUGGAAGAUAUUUGCACCACGUUUAUUAUUCUCUAUUUUAAGUUUAUUUAUAUCAGUUGUAUGUCUUCCAAUGAUUCGUUUUUCAUUUGUCUAUUGUUUUCAUAAUAGAAUUUGUAACAUUUUACAAAGAAAAUUAUUAACACAAUUACAUACAGAAUAUAAUCAAAUACAACAAGUUACAAUGUUCAAUUAUUUGUAUCAAUCACUAUUAUCAAUCAAUUUUAUGGAUUUCAAUGAUCAUCAAAUGAAUUCAGAUCUAUUAAAUAAAUUUUUCAAUGAUUUACAAAUGAUUCAAUCAUCAUUUCAUUGUUACAAUGAUAAAUCAUCUAUUCAAUUAUUAUUAUUAUAUUAUAUUCAUAUCAUUCAAUUAUAUCAAGAUCAUAUAAAUAAUAAUAAUAUGCAUAAACAUAAUGAUGAUCAUUAUAAUUUAGAACAAGCUGAAGAUUUACGUGUUAUUGUGAACAAAAAUCAUGAUAUAUCAUCAAUUGAUUUAUUAGGAUUAUCAUUAUCUUUGCCAUCGUCAUCGUCGUCAUCAUCAUCAUCAUCAUCGUCGACGUCAUCGUCGUCGUCGUUGUCAUCGUCGUCUUCACCAUUAUCAUCAUUGCCAAUAAUAUCAUCUUCAAAACUGGAUAAUGAUGGUGAUGAUAAUCAUGAUGAUAAUAAUUCAAUUCAUUUCACAUCAAUACCAUCAUUCAUAUCAUCUGAUAAUUAUACAAUGAAUUAUUCUAUUCAACAACAACAACAACAACCGCAACAACAACAACAACAACCACAGCAACAAUUAAGAAAUACUCCCUUCACUUCAAUUCCUAUUCCUAUAAUGAAUGAAUUAUCAUCAUAUAUGACAAAUUCACAACAUACAUUCAUAAAUAAUAAUAACAAUAAUAAUUAUAAUAUACAUCUAUUAUGUAAUAAUCAAGAUGUUCAUUAUUCAAUGAAUAAUCAAUUGAAUCAUAAUAAUGAAUUCAAUGAAAAUCGAAUUGAGAAAUUGAAUUGUUCAAAUAUUCAACAAUUAAAAAGUUAUACAAAAAAAUCUUUGAUUAAUAUGAUGCGAAAUAAAAUUGGAUCAAAUAAAUGUAUUCGAUCAUCUAGACGAUCAUCUACAGAUUAUAAAUCCCCGUUGGUACCAGAUCAAUAUCAAACAAAUGUGAGCCAAGAUAAUAGUAACAAUUCAGAUAUGCUUAUGUCUCCAGAUUCUCCUCCUACGAGUUCCUCAUUAUUGUCGUCAUGUUUCUCCUUUUCACCAUCUUUAUCAUCAUCUUCAGCUUCAUCAUCAUCGUCUACAACUUCAUCUCCUCAAAGCUAUUUUCCAAUACAUGAUAAAUUACUCAAUCUAAAAUCUCGUUCCUUCUCUUUGAAACGAUCUCCUUUUAAAUUAUCACAAUUUUUAUAUUAUCUACUUAAUAAAUCUGAAUAUAAUCCACAUUUGAUUUUGAAUAGUGCAGCAGUUGCACAUUUAUGGGGUUUACAUAAGCAUAAACCAAAUAUGAAUUAUGAAACAAUGGGUAGAGCUCUUAGGUAUUAUUAUGCACAGAAUAUUUUACGAAAAGUCAAAGGACAACGUUUAGUUUAUCAGUUCUUAGAGGAUUUUCAUAAAACUAAACAUCCUAUUACUACUACUACUACAAUAUCUUUUACAUCAUCAUUCAUGACAACCACAAUUACAACAACAACUACAUCAAUAACAAAAACUAUACCAACACCUAUAACAAUCACAAACAGAACCAUAGCAUUUUAUUUAAUAACUACCACUACUACUAAUCAUACUACUACUACCACUACUACUACCACUACUACUACUACUACCACUACUACUACUACCACUACCACUACUACUACCACUACUACUACUACUACCACUACUACCGCUACCACUACUACUACCACUACUACUACUACUACUACUACUACUACCACUACUACCACUACUGCUACUACCACUACUACUACUACUACCACUACUACUACUACCACUACCACUACUACUACCACUACUACUACUACCACUACUACCGCUACCACUACUACUACCACUACUACUACUACUACUACUACUACUACUACCGCUACUACUACUACUACUAAUCAUACUACUAACUGAAAAUAUGAAUGAAAAUAACAAUCAUAAUAUCAAAGGUAAAACUGACUAUAAUUUCUACUAAAUGGUCAUUUGAUCAUUAAGUUGUUUAUGCUAAUAUUUCUACCCAUUCAAUUCCUUUUUUUAUUGUAAAUGUGCUUAUAAAUUACAUGACAAAUACAUUGAAAAAUAAACGAUAUUAAAUAUGUGAAUCCAUUUCUAAAGUAAAUUUAUUUAGAUUAUUAA
Molecule: messenger RNA, 5313 nt
Organism: Schistosoma mattheei
Lineage: Eukaryota; Metazoa; Platyhelminthes; Trematoda; Strigeidida; Schistosomatidae
Source: the annotation of a GenBank genome assembly